This is a messenger RNA of Trachymyrmex cornetzi, 1174 nucleotides long. It is a transcript of the gene Trmt61, whose product is annotated as tRNA methyltransferase 61. NCBI's taxonomy places the organism in Eukaryota, Metazoa, Arthropoda, Insecta, Hymenoptera, Formicidae. The transcript is spliced from 6 exons. Gene Ontology annotation, cellular component: nucleus; tRNA (m1A) methyltransferase complex. Gene Ontology annotation, biological process: tRNA methylation. The record is from RefSeq and is a predicted model, not a curated record. Bases 174 to 1148 code for a protein of 324 amino acids. Gene Ontology annotation, molecular function: tRNA (adenine(58)-N1)-methyltransferase activity.
UCAGUCGGCGGUUUAGCGCGACAUCAGUCUCAUGGCACAUGCUUGCAGCCAUGAGCAGUAAAGAUCAUUAGUACUGGCCGUAAUCUAUUCUUUCGUUUUCCACAAAAACGCAUCAACUAAGCAUAAUUUUAUCAAUAUUAGAGCUGAAGGGAAUUAAACUAAACAAUUACGAAAUGAGUUUCAACAAAAUUAAAGAAGUUAUAGAAGAUGGAGAUAUUGUUAUUUUAUAUUUAAAUCCAAACAACAUGCAUCCUCUGGAAGUAAAAGCGAAAAUUUCCAAUAAAAAGGGCAAAAUCGUAGACAAUGUGUUCAACACUACAUACGGUGCAUUAAGAGUCAUAUCACUCAUCGGCCAAAAAUAUGGUUCAAAAGUCGAGUUGACUCGAGGCUGGGCAUAUGUGUUGCAGCCAACGCCAGAACUUUGGACGCUGAUACUACCUCAUAGAACUCAAAUUAUCUAUAGUCCAGAUAUAAGUUUUAUUAUACAUUUAAUGGAACUUAGACCUGGAAGUACAGUAAUUGAAACAGGUACUGGUAGUGGCUCUUUAUCUCACGCAUUAAUUCGAGCGAUACGUCCAAGUGGCCAUUUGUAUACCUUUGAUUUUCAUGAACAACGUGUAUCUAUUGCUAGCACAGAAUUUAAAAAACAUGGUUUGAGUGAUUUUGUAACUUUGAAAGAAAAGGAUGUUUGCUUAGAAGGAUUUGGAGAAGAAUUGAAACAUAAAGUCGAUGCAGUGUUUCUAGAUCUUCCACAUCCAUGGUUAGCUGUAGAGCAUGCUACAGUUGCUCUAAAAAAAGCAGGUGGAAAACUUUGUUUCUUUUCUCCUUGUAUCGAACAAGUUCAACGUACUUGUAUAAAACUAAUUUGUGAAGGAUUUAUAGAAUUACAUACAUACGAAUGUUUGCAAAGAGAAAUGAACGUUCAGUACAAACUUUUGCCAAUAUUAGAUUUGGAAUGUUUGAAACACAAGCACACAACUGAAGAUAUUCACAAGAACGGAAAAGAAAAACAAGAAGAAAAACUUCUUACAGUUACUCACUCUCAUUCAUUACCUGGCCAUACAGGCUUCAUUACGAUUGCUAUUCUACCUCCUAGUUAUGCACGCAAAAAAGAAAUACAUUUACAGUGUAGAAAUUCAGAUAAAUGAAUAAACGAUUGUAGAAUACUGCAAUG